AUGUCCCUGCAAGAACUUCCAGCUUCUACUACCUUUGUUGAGCGAAAAAAUGGCGCAGCACCAGAAGGAGCACUCGCCGAGCUUGUCACAUUUUUCGAGAAGGGCCGAAAAGAGGAGAGCUACCGUCAGGCCGACCUUCACGAGCGAUCGCUCUUCCCGCUCGCGCCGCAGAUUCUGGGGCUGCUAGAGGCACGCGCGCAUUCCGAUCUCGAGAGGGCGGCCGAUUUUGUGACGGCCUCGCUGUACGUCCUGUCUGAGAUUGUCAAUUCGGAAGUAUCUAGACAGGCGGAGCUUUCCGAGGUACCUCCGGAAGAAGGCGUAUUAGAGGAGGUGGGAGUUCGGCUGCUGACGUGGCUGAAGCUGCACCUCUCCGCGGUGCGCGGCCGCCAGCUCCUCUUCUUCGCACUCACCACUGUCGGCCAAUGCGCGCACGCCACGUGGGAGUCUCUGGCGGCUAUCCUAAACGCGGGGGGGUUUCUCGUCUUUUGCAAGGAGUGCUUUGGCGGCAACUCGCAGCAGGCGACGCUCGAAGAGACGGAGGAGCUUGCGGAGUGCGUGCUGACGCCCCUCCGAGCGCCACGUGGCGUGCGGGGAGGGGCCGCACAAAUCGCGGUGAAAGAAGCUCUGACGAAGGACGGGAUGCUCACGUGGGUCUUCGAGCGCGCGGGGCGCGGGGGCAUUCUGCCGACGUACGAAAAUGAGAACCUCGCGCUGCGCAAGUUGGGCGGCGAGUUCAACCGGGUCGCGGGGCACGUUCACAUUGUCGAGGCAAUGCUCUGCGGCAGUCGGCGGGGCGGGGGUGGGAACUGGGACCCGGGCUACCUCGCGGACGUCCGCGCGGCAGUUUCGCGCGGAACGCGCCGUCCGGCGGCGGAAAACUUCAUGACGUUCUGCGAGGCGGAAGGCGUUCCCGUGUUCGCGUCGCUCGUGGAAGAGCGGAACCGACUGGAGCGGUUUCGAGCCCGGGCGGAACUGGGGGGGCAUGUAAUGCCGGAGGCUGCUGACGUGGCGCGGCGGGUGGACGCCGUGUGGGAGCUGGUGGCGGACGCGUUCAGCCUGCAUAAGUGCGCCAACUUUCAGGCGUGCUCGCGAGUGGAGGACCAGAAGGGAGUAUUCAUGAGGUGUGGCAGAUGUAAAUCCGCCCGGUACUGCAGCCGAGAAUGUCAAAGAGCGCACUGGUUAGCUGGGCACAAAUGGGAGUGCCAGUUUUCGGCGUAG
Molecule: messenger RNA, 1218 nt
Organism: Klebsormidium nitens
Lineage: Eukaryota; Viridiplantae; Streptophyta; Klebsormidiophyceae; Klebsormidiales; Klebsormidiaceae
Source: the annotation of a GenBank genome assembly